This is a messenger RNA of Ogataea polymorpha, 1843 nucleotides long. RefSeq lists its product as uncharacterized. Gene Ontology annotation, molecular function: ubiquitin-protein transferase activity. The record is from RefSeq and is a predicted model, not a curated record. The transcript is spliced from 2 exons. The coding region runs from base 1 to 1089 and encodes 362 amino acids. NCBI's taxonomy places the organism in Eukaryota, Fungi, Ascomycota, Pichiomycetes, Pichiales, Pichiaceae. Gene Ontology annotation, cellular component: SUMO-targeted ubiquitin ligase complex.
AUGAGUCGACGGAAUUCGGUCAUCGAGCUUCUUUCCGACUCUGAAGACAGUUUUGUGGUCUCUACUUCAAAUAGGCGUCGUGUGCGGCAAAGGCGUCAGGACCGGUCUACCACACCUGCAGAAGACCCAAUAGUGAUUCUGUCCGAUGCUGAAGAGGCUCACUCAGAUGGAGAUGUUGAGAUCACAGGCGAACAGACUUUGGCCCCGCCACAAAGAAGGGCUUUUUCCAGACAACGGCCGGGUUUCACAUUGUACCAGCCCAACGGGCCCGUUUUCCAACCAGAUGAGUCUGUGCGAAUAUCCGGAACACAGCGGACAAUAGCAGCAAAUAGACCUCGCCGGCGACUUCGCCCCCGGUAUCCCAGACGAGCGAACAAUCAAAGAGCGCAUUUAACAAAUGAAUACAUCAACGAAGUCCUCCGCAACAACUGGAUGGUGAACGCUUUUCGACUUGGACGAACAGAUAGUGACAGUUCGAUAGCUUCAAGAGUGCUGUACGACUUACGCUCGCGGGUACCGUUUGUCAGACAUCUAAACAGAAUGGGAUUUAUGCCUUUGGCCGCACAUCAAGUCGAUUUUGGUGCACAAGAGGGCGAAGAAGACGAAAUACCCCAUAGUAUAAUGGAUGAAAUCAGACGCAGAGAACAGGAAGAGGAAGAUCGUCGUGUCAGAAUGAGAUCAAACAUGGCGAACAAGAUGAAAAUGACACAAGAAACCAAAGCACAGAUAUCUGAAGAACAGAGAAAUAUGUUUUCGAAUGGAUUUUCAGCCAAAGAUACUUCCGUGUGCAUUCUUUGUGGCGUUCCAUUGGUUGAAGGAAUCCCAGACGACUUCGAAACGAGCACCGAUAUGGAACUGAAACGCAAGCUCGUGGUGCACGACAAGUUCAUGUCACCAUGGCAAUUCGCUAAGAACCUCACCACCGCAGACAAAGACCUUUCACGCAAGGUGUUUUUCGGUAGAUGUGGCCAUGUUUACUGUGGGAGAUGUAUCAACAACAUCAACAGAUACGCAAAACAGAAGGGCAAAUCCAGGCCCAAGAAGAAAAAAACCGACCUGGACAAAGUUGGGAUUGUAAACGGCUUCUGACAGGUAACUACUUUUUCCGCGAGUUAUAUGUCUGAUUGCUUGUCGUUAGGCGUAUGUGAAAGAAGGAAACUGUACACAUUCAUCGUCGUCAUCUUCAUGGUCAACGCAAUGAGCACAUUGGCGGAUAUAAUAUGAGAGGUUGACGGGGUAUUCUCCAGACUCGACUGUCUCGAUAUCAGUCUUGGAGCUCUGUGGGUAUAGCGGUAUUUUCGGGUUAAUUUGAUGGUGUUUGAACUCAGGUAGACUUGCGCUUAAUGGCAGCUUAACGUUUUCUGACAAAAAGCCUGGAGCAAAUGUUAUUUUCAGUGAGUCAAACACGUAGAACCUCUUAUUCUUGUAGUUCAGCGCCUUGAACUCAAGCUCAUUAUGGAGUUUCUUGAUAUUUAUUCUAAAAUCUUUGUCUGACUCUGAAUGAUACGUGAUUGUGCUAUUUUUGCGGAAUUUGAUGAUUUUCUUAUGAUUUUCUUUCAAAUUUGAUAAGUCGUAAGGGAAGAACAACAAUGAGCUGACACUUUUCUCGUUAUUGUAGAUAAUUAGCUGUAACUUGCCCUUGACUGGAAUUUCGAGACCGGGAAAUUUACGUUUUGAGCCUUUCGAGCUGCGUUCCUUUUCUUUGGCAAUGUAGUAAUCAUUCAGAUUGAUUUCUGCAAAAUAGGGCGAAUCGGAUAUGUCUUUCAUGAAUGAGGCCAUGAAUGGCAACAUGAUCUGCUUCUGAUACGUUUGCGAGCAGGCCGAAAGUUUCAUGGUAAAGGGG